GCGCAAUAGACGUUGCGAUUGAGACGCUCAUAAACAAACUGCAACUAGGCACUGACAGUGACAGAAUAUAUAAAACUGCAGAAAAUGAAAUGACUGUAUUUUAAAAAUCUAAUGGUCGACUCAAAUGAAGAAUCAUCUGACUCUGAUUUAGAUGAUAUAAAUUGGUUUGCAAAGAAAAGAAAGCAAGGUGCUAAAUCCUCCUUUGAAAAUGCAAUAGAGCCCAGCUUUACAGAUAACAAACAUUCAGAAGAUACAGUUUCUGAAAAAAAUAAGAAAUUUGAAGAACUACAAAAGAAAGCAGAACAAAUAAGAUUACAUAGUGCUCGCAGACGUGAAAUAGCUGAAAAGAGGAGGGCUAAACAACUUAUUAAAAAAGCAUUACGAGACCCUCUUGUUAAACACCUAGUGGAAAAGGAAAAGUGUUCUUCGAAUAAUAACGAAGAAGCUUCUGAGAAAAAAGAACAAGAACAAUGGAAUGAAGUGAAACCUUAUCUUAAUAUAAAUAGCCACUUGCAAGGACCAGUAUCCCAUGGAGAUUGGGGACCAAAGAAUGAAAUAGAAACCAUGAUUAAUGAUGCUAUAAAAGAAGGAGAUUUUGAAAAAGCAGAACUUUUAAGUGACACAUUAGCAAAUAAGCAGUUUGCAGGAAAAAUUUGCAAAGCUUUUGCUGCAAAAAGGGAAUAUGAUGUAAUAGAAGAGCAAAAAUCUAUUGAGAAAGCUAAAAAGCCGAGGAAAAUUCGAUGGAUAUUUGAAGCUAAAGAAAAAUGGCAAAUGAAAGGAAAUAUGUAAGAGCAAACUUGAAAAAAAUCUCUUUAUUAUUGUUACAUAUAUGUAACAAAAUCACUGUACAUAGAAAAAUAAAUUGAUUUUUUAUUUUA
Messenger RNA from Argiope bruennichi, 878 nucleotides. RefSeq names its product protein FAM204A-like. NCBI's taxonomy places the organism in Eukaryota, Metazoa, Arthropoda, Arachnida, Araneae, Araneidae. The transcript has 6 exons. The coding region runs from base 112 to 789 and encodes 225 amino acids. The record is from RefSeq and is a predicted model, not a curated record.